Messenger RNA from Coccidioides immitis RS, 3420 nucleotides. RefSeq lists its product as uncharacterized. The record is from RefSeq and is a predicted model, not a curated record. Lineage: Eukaryota; Fungi; Ascomycota; Eurotiomycetes; Onygenales; Onygenaceae. Bases 1 to 3420 code for a protein of 1139 amino acids. The transcript has a single exon.
AUGGCUCGAACUCGCUCUCAGCCAAUUUCUCCAGGCGGCUUCAAAUCCCUCGAGGACAUUCCUCGCAAACGCAGAAUUACCCGUUCCACUGCCAAUACUGCGGGGGCUGCGAAUGCACCAAUUACUGCUUCUGCUCGUGGUGAAAGCCCGCCGACUCGCGUCACCAAAAAUACCACAAAGUCUACCACCAAUGCUAUCAACAAGCGUGGCACCAAGAAAACCGCACGCGCGACCAAAUCCGCAAGCUCCAAAAAAGAAGAACCGGUUGCAAACGCUGAAAACGAUGUUAACGAACCGACUGGUCAGCCAGCUUCGAAACCCCCAGCGACUACCCAGUCGCCUGCAAGCGAGCCUACCGCUGCAUCUACCAAAAGUGAGCAACAUAUUUUUUCUUCUCAAGUUAUUAACAUUGGGCGUUCUCAAAACGCGAGUCUUGCUUUGCCAGUGCAUCCGUCUGGAGCGCCGUCUGCUAGACGCGCUGGUACUUCUUUGGAUAAUCCUCCACGUCGAGUUUUGGGUGUGGCAAGCCCAAAUAUCGUUACUCCAGCCAGGGAACAAUAUGUCCCGGCAGCUAAAGUUUUAAAACCUCAUACCCAAAUCCCCCCGUUCAAGGACCAUGGUUCGCCAUCUAUUAUUUCAAGCUUGAGUUCACAGAAAGCUCAAGUCAAAUUUCGUUCUUCAGUCGGUCAGGCUGGUACUCAUGAUACCCAUUUUAAUUCGACUGGCCGAGGCAUCAAGCCUUCUUCUCAAGCCGGUGUUCAGCAAUUGGGCCCGGAUUCUCAAUUAUCUUCAGAGCUUCGUCAGCGUGCUUCAAAGACUGUCCCAGACACCACGGCUGCUUCUUCUCAAGUCUCAACUCAGGAGCCAAGCGUGCCAUUCCAGGUUAUUUCAGCGAACUCUCGUCCGGUUCGUGGUCAGCAGCCAGGCUUGCAGUCGAAAGUUGAUUUAGUAAACCCUCCCUUGGUACACAUGCAUGAGCCAAACAAGUUGUCUCAGUGCCCUUCGCAGAGUUCUCGUCAUGAACCAGAUUCUGGCGACCCUGCUGCUUCAUGUUCGCCUGCCACCCCCCAGGAACAGCCCCAGCCUACCAGUCAGCCCACACCUCCCUGUGAGCCAACUCCAGCUGCUGUCGCUGCCGAAGGAUCACGUCAAUCCAUCAGUCAACCAACUUUCCGCCAAGCGGCUCCGACUGUUGCCUCUGUCGAAAGACCACAUAGUUCUUCGUGUCAUGCAACUGUUCGUCGGCCGACUCCAGUUGUUAUCUUUGCUGAAGGGCCGCCUCAACCACGUCCUCUUGUUAGACAUGGUGGUCCAAGUCCUCUUCUGCGGUUUGCUGUUCUUGCCCAAGCUCAAACGCAUCUCGGUGCCCCUGCAAGUCUUAUUCAACAUGAGCUUGCGUCGCGCUCUAAUGCACGCGGAAGCAGCGGUAGAGAAGCACAGGCUGCAAAUUCCCCACAAGCUGUUCCAACUUCUCCACCUCGGCCCGUGAAACCUGGUGUCACCACUGGGAUACAAGCCAUCGGUUCACGUAUUCCUUCGCGUUCUAACCCAUCCGGUGAUCCAAUGGCACUUGACUCUCCACCCAAGACAAAUUCCGUGGCCACCCAGACGUCUCCCAUGGAGCCUGCCACUCGGUCUACAACCGCAUCCAUCGCCACUCAGACACCUCCAAUGGAAUCUGCUCAGCCAAUGGGUGCAUCCCCUUUUCCCGAAACGUCUUCGGUGACCACCAAGGGCUCUGAUCGCACGUGUCACUGUUGUUCUGCCAUUUUGCAAUGCCCCAAUGGCCACUUUCCUUGGUUGCAAUCUAAAGUUCGCGAAUAUAUGCCAAACAAGACGCUGACUCAACCAGAAUCAGUGAUUCCUAUGAAUCGCAAGCGAUCUAGGACGGAAGAAACACCCGAAGAAGACACCGAACUCCCUUCAUCUAAGCGUCGUGAACUCAGAGCUGCGACUUUAGCUUGCCACAGAGAUCGUAACAUUAUUCCAAUUGCCCAGCGUCGAUCUCGCAGAAUGGCUCAAAAGAAGACCUGCAUCGGUGUUCCAUUAUUCAUCGAUCCCCAGCCAGCUGACGGAAACGAAUCCCCCGAGUCGCCACACCGAUUUGUUAAAGUCCACCGCCAUCCGUCGAGCAUCGCCAAUGACAAUAAUUCGAAAACCGAGUCUUCGACUGAAACCCAACCAGCUCCAUCUACACCCUCGAGAGGAUGGGGCAUUCGAGGCUUGCUAAGUUCUGUUCCACGCUCGAUCCAAAGACUUAUGUCAUCUUUCGGAGAACAAGAGAAUCAGGAACCGACGACUCCCACACCCGCACUGCCGUCCACCCUCACUGAACCCGCUCCUAGCGCAGAAACACCUGUUUCCAAUGCCAAACCCGUUUCGAACUCUGCCCCCCACGUUUCUGACGCUGUCACUACGGAGUUGUCGGCUCCUGAUGUUGAACCUGUUAUGACCGCUGGUUCCCCGAUCUCUGACGCUGUAACCACUGAGGGGUCAACCCAUACCGGUCAAGAACCAGCCGAGCCACCCAAGCCGAUGGAGCCAAUCAAGUCAAUCGAGCUAACGGAAGCAAAUCGCCCUAAACCGAAAAGCCUGCCUCGCGAUCUAAGCUCUUCUCUUGUUUCACGACCACGAGAUCGCAGCCUGCUUUUCGGUGCCCGGAAAGUUGAAGUACCGUUUGGUGAUAAGCCGCAAGUUUCCCGUUCUCUUCUGCCUGCUGCAAAAAGGGACAAGGAUGCGGCAGCUCCAGUCGUUAAACCCAAAAAGAGAAAGCGAUCUCCUUCACCAGACGUGAUUCCAAAUCCCCCGGGUGUUAGCUAUGGCAUGGAUCUCAAGUACUUCUGCUAUAGCUCAGAAAGCGAAGAAGAGGAAGAGGAACCUCCUCAGACAAAGCCCCCCAAAUCCCUUCCCCCCAGAGGCAUCCUUCGAGAACGGAAGCGUGUCCGAUUUGACGUGAGCCCUCAAGACACCCCGUCGAAGCUUAGGCUUCAACGUACCAUGGCCAUUGCCGAUAUGACACCUUCCCGCGCGCCAAUUACUCCGAGCCGCCUCUCGCGUGAGGUCCACGCUGCGGAACAGACCGCCCCCUCGCCUGGUGCGGCACCAGCGAGCCACGGUUCUGCAGACGCCCUCUCGCACGCUCUGGGAAGACCUCCAACCCGUGUGUCGGCCCCUCCCGUCAUCACAAACACCACUGGAACAUACAAGUUAGACUACAACUUGUUUUCCAGUGAUGAGGAAGACGUCGAGGAGGAGGCGGCACCGCCCGCAAAGACAACGGUGCCGGCAGACACCUUUGUGCUUCGUUGGCCUGCGGCCAACCCUUACAGCCCCAUCUCUGGUGGUGGUCGUGGGGAAGCCGCGGGCUCCGGGCUGUUCGGUCGUGAAUUCGGCCGGUUGCGAGGUGCGCUCGUCGCUUAA